Messenger RNA from Staurois parvus, 295 nucleotides. NCBI's taxonomy places the organism in Eukaryota, Metazoa, Chordata, Amphibia, Anura, Ranidae. The record is from the annotation of a GenBank genome assembly.
UCACCAGGAAAGGAUCUCACAGGGAAGGUAGGUGACCAGGAAAGGACCUUUCCAGGGAAGGUAGGUGACCAGGAAAGUCGGGUGAGAAAAGGGAAAAGCUGGGCACAUGUGUGGAUGAGAGAAAGGAAGAAAGGAGAGAUAAGGAGGCUCUUCAGCUGCAGCGUCUGCCAGAAGAAUUUGGGAGAGACGAGGCGAUCGGGACAGGCUGGAUCGGUGUGGGACAGCUGGGCAGAGAGGGAGGAGGAGGAGGGGGUCAGGAUGGGUGGAGGGGGGAGGUGAGGGGGACAGGUGGCUC